Messenger RNA from Cydia amplana, 785 nucleotides. RefSeq names its product juvenile hormone acid O-methyltransferase-like. Bases 12 to 785 code for a protein of 257 amino acids. The record is from RefSeq and is a predicted model, not a curated record. Lineage: Eukaryota; Metazoa; Arthropoda; Insecta; Lepidoptera; Tortricidae. The transcript has 4 exons.
UUCUCAAAGUUAUGGAAUUCCCCGAUUUGUAUAGAAAAGUUGCAUUCCUUUCCAAAAGGGACGCAAAUAAAGCCUUAGAAGAGUUCACCUUUAACAACAUGUGGAAGGAAAAUGCAUCUAUCAUUGACAUUGGAAGUGGAGACGGGAGCACGACUAAAACUAUUUUGGAAAAGCAUGCGCCACUCAGUUAUAGUAAGAUAGUGGGCUGUGAUAUAAGUCCGAAGAUGGUUAAAUACGCAAAUGAACAUUUCAGGAGCGAACGCAUCGAGUUUAUACAAUUGGAUAUUACAAAGCAAUUGCCACUGUUCCUGAAAGACGCCUUUGAUCAUGCGUUCUCUUUUUAUGUGAUUCAAAGGAUCAAGAAGCAGGAGGCCGCUUUCUCGUUCAUCUAUCAUUCCUUAAAAGACGGAGGCAGCUGCCUCCUUAUUUUUCUCGGGCGAUACCCCGUUUACGAUGUGUAUCGCACACUCGCUCGCAAGGCGAAGUGGGCUGAAGACCUGAAAGAUGUUGAAACCUUCACUUCACCAUAUCACGAUUCUCAGGACCCCAAGAAUGACGUGAUCAAUGUAAUGGAUUCAAUUGGCUUCAAAAAAAUAGAAGUGGAUGUAUUUGAUAACACGCAUACAUAUGACGAUUCUUAUACUUUCGAACGCUUGGUCAAGGCUAUCAACCCCUUUAGUGCUCUCAACGAACGAUGGGACGAAUUUAUGAAAGACUACUUCGAGGUGGCUCCAAACGCUAUAAAAAUGGAGUAUCAACUCAUUGUAGCCUACGGCAUAAAAUAA